Messenger RNA from Naumovozyma castellii, 2625 nucleotides. It is a transcript of the gene MSH5, whose product is annotated as MutS family protein MSH5. NCBI's taxonomy places the organism in Eukaryota, Fungi, Ascomycota, Saccharomycetes, Saccharomycetales, Saccharomycetaceae. The record is from RefSeq and is a predicted model, not a curated record. The coding region runs from base 1 to 2625 and encodes 874 amino acids. The transcript has a single exon.
AUGGUGAAAGAUUUUACCACCAACAGUGAAACAGAAUUUCCAGAUCAUUCUGUUAAUUACUCAUUUGAUUACAAUGAUGAAGUGGUAAUAUGCUUGGAUAUCAAUAAAGGGAGACUGGGGUGUUCAAUACUAGAUUGUCAUACGCAGACGUUAAAGCUGUUGAACAGAGACUAUAGUCUUAAUUUACCAAGUGCUCCCUUGCAGAGUGCUCCUAAUGAAUUGAGUGGGUUAUUAGAUGACUUAUAUUUGGUCAUCAAAUCGCUUAUUUGGGAAUGUUCCGCAACCUUAUGUUUACUCUCAUUACGACUGGAGGAAAACCUUUACAGUUUCAUCAAAAAAGCCUGUGCUGAAAUUAACUGCCGAAUAGAACUGCAAGCAACAAAUUCGUUCAAGAAAACAGAUCUUUUAAAUGCUCAAUCAUUAAAUGACAAUCGCAGUAUGUCACUUUUAUGCGGGAUUGUGGAGAGUGUGGAUAAUUCAACAGAGAUUACGGGCUCGACCGUAAGAUGUAUCCUUACAAAUUAUAAAAAACAUGCAGAGUUGGAUGAUUUGAAUACAUAUUCUUCUGGAAGAACACAUGAUAUAUCUAACCCUAUCCUACAUGUUGAAUCUAUAGAUCUUUCUAAUGUGUUAUUAAUUGAUGAAAAUACUUUGAAAUCACUUCAGAUCUUGCCUAUCUUCAAGAAAACAGGUACUGACAAAACCAUUGGGAAGAGAGAUAUGAGUAUUCUGGAAUUAUUGAAUCAUGUUUCAAACGGAUAUUCCAAAAACAUCCUCAAGUCAUGGUUAUUAGCUCCAUUGAGAAAGAAAAAGGAAAUAGAAACUAGAUAUGAUGUCGUUGAUAUAUUUCUUGGGAAAAAUAAUAGUUUAUUUUUUGAGGAAAUUCAGGAAAUUUUUAAAGGAUUCCCAGAUUUGUUCAAUAUAUUGAAACAGCUCCAGCAUGGUAAUGAAUCUGUAACAAUAUGGACCAACUUGGUUCAGUUUCUUGAGAGAGCUAUUCGACUUACUGACUGCCUUUCCAAAUUAGAUAUUGUUUCAACCUCAGAGAAUUUAAUACGAAGGAUUAUUUCUAAUGUCGAUUUAACUGUUUUUAAAACUUUAUUGAGAAAAGUUAAACAGACCAUUGACUUUGAAACUUCCAAAUACAACAAGGAAAUUGUUUUAAUAGAAGGAAUAAAUGAAAGAUUAGAUCAGCAUAAGCUGAUUUAUAAUGAGCUUGAGGUGAUUCUAACAGAAAUUGCAAAACAGGCAGAAAAUGAUUUAUUUCAAAACUUGAUGGAGAGAAAUGUAAGUCCUGAUAUGACCAGAGACAAGAUUGUUAAUGCAGUCUACAUUCCUCAAUUGGGGUAUUUAGUUACGGUAGAUUCAGUUAUUCAAGAACUAUCUGACAUCACGACACAACUGGGAUGGAAUGAGGUUUUUCGAACCAACACUGAUCUAUUUUAUAAAAACGAGGCCGUCUUACAACUUGACCAGAAAUAUGGUGAUAUCUAUGCGUCCAUAUCAGAUCUCGAGGUGGAGGUUUUGCAUUCAUUACAAGAAUGCGUUAUCAAAGAAAGGUUAAAAUUGAUGGAGUAUUUUCAAUUAUUUGCUCAGUUGGAAGUUCUUGUGUCUUUUGCUUAUAUUUCCCAGAGAAAUGGCUAUGUCAGGCCAGAAUUGUCCGAAGAUGAAUGUGUACUUGAUAUCAAAUCUGGUAGGCAUCCGUUAUACGAGAAUAUUGUCGAUACCUAUAUCCCAAAUGAUUUGGAACUGCUUGGUGGUAGUUUUGAUGAUACUUCAUGGAGUCGAGAGGGUAACAAGCGUAUAGGUAUUAUUACAGGUGCUAACGCCUCCGGAAAAUCUGUUUUUCUGAUUCAAACAGGACUAAUAGUUUAUUUGGCCCAUAUCGGAUGUUUUGUUCCAUGCGAUUCUGCAAGAAUUGGACUGGUGGAUAGAAUCUUAACUAGAACAAGGACCCAAGAUACUGUCUCACUACUAAAAAGCUCAUUCGAGUUAGAUUCAUUGCAAAUGGCAAGGUGUCUCUCUCAAAUGAGUAAGAAAAGUCUUAUACUAAUUGAUGAAUUUGGCAAAGGUACGGAUAUAAUCGAUGGACCCUCGCUCUUUGGCGCUAUUAUACAACAGCUAGCAGAAAGCAAAGAUUGUCCAAGAGUAUUAGCAUGUACACAUUUUCAUGAGUUAUUCAAUACAGAUGUUUUAGAUGAAGCUUUCCCCGGAGUUAAUUAUUAUAUGACACAAGUGUUGCUAAAUCAAGCACACAUUUCUAGUUCUCGGGAUACUUUAUGCAAAAACGUGGGAAUAACAUUCUUGUAUCGAAUUAAGGAGGGUAUAUCAAGACAGUCGUUUGGAGUUUACUGUGCGAAAAUAUGUGGCAUAAAAGAGAGUAUCGUGAAAAGAGCCGAGGAACUAACUUCGAUAAGGAAUGAUGGAUAUGAUGUUAUUGAUUAUUGUAGGAGACUUUCGAAGGACGAACUUACAAUUUUUCAAAAUAACCAAGAAAUAAUUAAAAAAUUCCUCUGUUGGGAUCUAGAUCUUGACUACACCUUAACCGAAAAAGAAUUAAGACAAAAAUUAGCUUCAAUCUUAAACGAGUGUGGUACCUUGGAAAAUGAGGAAUAUCAACCAUAG